AAACGCUCCAAAAGUUGUUUUUUUUCUUUGUAUUUGUUUUUUUUACUUGGAGUGGAGGGGACGGAGAGAGAGAGAGAGAGAGAGAGAGAGGAGGAAAAACAAGAAGACAAAGUAAAACAACGUAACACUAGAUCCUUGGCUAGUUCUUGCACCUUCACAGCAGAGAGUGAACAGGUGGGCUAAACUGACACAAACGACAUCUUUAAGGAGGAGGCAGCUAUGGAUAUUAGGAUGCAACGAGAGGAGGCAUCAGCCCAGGAAGUGUUCAGCUAUGCCCAGAUGUCCACCAUGGAACGAAACAGUGGGCUUGGGACACUGAGUCGGCAUCUGGAGAGAGAGAGGUUGGAGAGAGACAGUUACACAGUAGAUGUCAGGGCCAGUGACCUGCAACUGGAUAAACCUGGUCCAUUACAUCCCUGCUUUAGCUACAGAAUAUGGCUUUACAGUGUCGUCAUAGGGAGUAGCUUGCUGAUAGCAGCAGCUUUCUCCCUAUACAUGGGUAAUGUGUUUCCAGCUGCAAUGGACUACCUGCGUUGUGCAGCUGGAUCUAGCAUACCAGCUGCAGUGGUGAGCUUCACUAUUGCCAAGAACAGACAAGUUGCAGUGUCUGAUUUUCAAAUGGUCUAUGUGUCUUCCUUUGCUGUGACAACAACUUGUCUGGUGUGGUUCGGAUGUAAGCUCGCUAUUAGUCCCUCGGCCAUCAAUAUUAACUUUAACCUGCUCCUGCUUAUUGUGCUGGAAGUGCUCACGGCCAGUACUGUUAUCUUAUCAGCACGCUCGGCUGAGGACUGCUGCAGUCAUGGAAAGCCAGUCUAUGAUGGCCCUGUGGUUGUGUCCCCGGCUUUGUUCCCCACUCGUCUUCUCAAGGCUUUUGCUGUAAUUGAGGUUAUAGUGGGCAUCUCUGCUGUUUUUGGAGGGAUUAUCGCUCUUAAUUUGGGUGCUCUACUCCCAGAACCAUACCUCUCAGUCACUUUCUUCUGGAUUCUGGUAGCUUGUUUCCCCAGUGCCAUUGCCAGCCAUGUAGUGGCAGAAUACCCCAGCAAGAGUCUGGUGGAAAUGCUGAUUGCUGUAAGUAGUGUGACCUCUCCACUGCUUUUCUCAGCCUCUGGAUUCUUGUCCAGCAGCGUGAUCAAUUUUAUUACGAUUUUUCUACAUGAAGUACCAUUAGCGAAGCAAUCAUAUGACAUACUGCAGCUUGUCCUGAUGGGGCUACUGCUGGUGCAGGCAGUGCUGACAUUAGCCACCAUAGUGCAGUGUGCUUCCUACAAGAGCCGUCUCCGCAAGGGAGCAACUGAAUGGGACACAAGAUAUUGUGAGCAACAGACGUCAAAUGGCACACUCAAUAAGUUUGACAAAGACAAGGCCUGGAAAGCAGUGGUGGUCCAAAUGGCCCAGUGAGCAAAGAUACAUGAAUCAGAGGGGGAAAAAACAGAGAGAAAGAAAUUGAAAGAUGAGUGUGUGUGGAGGAUGAGAAUGUCGCUGGAAAAGCUUACGGAGACAGUGAUUGAACAAACAUUUGCAAGCAUGAGAGGAAAUGGAAUGAUAUGGAUGAAGCAACAUAACUGGAAUCAUCAUCUAGUUCUCAAACUUGCUGACACUUAUUUUGUCAUAACCAUCACCUGACACUUGUCAUCAUGUAUCUGUAAAAGAUUUUAUUGAAUAAAUGACAGUUUAGUCAGGAAAAGAACCCGAGUCACAAUGUGUGGCAGGUUUUUAGCAAGCUGUUUAAAGUUGUGUCUCACAAUCAUGAAUAUAGUCUACUAUAACAGUCUGAAAUAGAAAUCAUAAGAAGAGCAAAUGGUUGAACCAUUUGAACCAGUAUAUAUGCAAGUAAAUUGUAAACCGACUAUGCAUUUACAAUCCACAGUACUUGUUCUGCAUUAUCUAGAUUUAGACUGCGAACAGGUAUAUUAUAUAAGAAGAUGGCAGAGUAGAGGCUAAAUAUGUGAUGUCUUUAUGAAUUCUAAGACACUGUAAAAACCAUAUUGCAGUUCAGAAUGUUACCAUGUGCUUAGCUGCCUUCAACAGUUUCACUUCAUUAGAUUUUAAAUUUGUACAAAUGUAAAAAUGUAGGUUCUACAUUGAACUGGCAUUGAAGAUCAAUACAAUUCAGAGUAUGUUUUUUGUGGAUUGUGUACACUAAUUUUAGAGAUAUUUAGUAAGAGUCUAAUGUGCAAGCAAUAAAAUAUGACAAAAUAGAGACUUGUGGAAAAUA
This is a messenger RNA of Xyrauchen texanus (razorback sucker), 2215 nucleotides long. It is a transcript of the gene mlc1, whose product is annotated as modulator of VRAC current 1. The record is from RefSeq and is a predicted model, not a curated record. Gene Ontology annotation, cellular component: endoplasmic reticulum; cytoplasmic vesicle; plasma membrane. NCBI's taxonomy places the organism in Eukaryota, Metazoa, Chordata, Actinopteri, Cypriniformes, Catostomidae. Gene Ontology annotation, biological process: regulation of response to osmotic stress. Bases 220 to 1398 code for a protein of 392 amino acids. The transcript has 12 exons.